ACUGAAAUCUGUGUGGACCCCAUAUAUAUAUAUAUAAAUAUUUCAUUCUGAGGACUGUUUCUGCUAGCUAAACCUGAUUCUAGCCACACACACUGGUGGGGGACAAAGGAUUUUGGGACCCAAUGACUGGAAUAAAUUGAUAGAAUUCUUCCUCUGCCAAGAUGUCAAAAAGAGAAAGAGAAAGGCCAUAUGCCCCUCCCCCUCCCCCAGCCCCUACAACACAAUUGCCCAACACCCCCGGGUUUGUGGGGUACAACCCCUACAGYCAUCUGGCUUACAACAACUACAGGCUGGGAGGGACAACAAGCAACAACAGUCGGGCAACGAAUUCUUCAGGAAUAAACAUUCCAAAGCCACCCAAGCCGCCAGACAAGCCGUUGAUGCCRUACAUGCGAUAUAGUCGCAAGGUUUGGGAUCAAGUAAAAGCCUCCAAUCCCGAUCUGAAACUAUGGGAAAUUGGGAAGAUAAUCGGUGGCAUGUGGAGGGACCUCACUGAUGAGGAGAAACAGGAUUACUUGAAUGAUUACGAAGCAGAGAAGAUUGAGUACAAUGAGAGCAUGAAGGCCUACCACAACUCUCCAGCCUACCUGGCUUACGUCAACGCUAAGAGCCGCGCCGAGGCCGCUCUGGAGGAGGAGAGCCGACAGCGCCAGUCUCGUCUCGACAAGGGCGAGCCGUACAUGAGUAUCCAGCCAGCCGACGACCCAGAUGAUUACGACGACGGAUUCUCCAUGAAGCACUCGGCUGCCGCCCGUUUCCAGCGCAACCACCGGCUGAUCAGCGAGAUCCUGAGCGAGAGCGUGGUCCCCGACGUGCGCUCCGUCGUCACUACCGCCCGCAUGCAGGUCUUGAAACGGCAGGUCCAGUCUCUUAUGGUGCACCAGAGGAAGCUGGAGGCGGAGCUACUUCAGAUUGAAGACCGUCACCAGGACAAGAAAAGGAAAUUCAUCGAUGCCACAGAGUCUUUCAACARCGAGCUGAAAAGGCUGUGUUGUAUGAAAGUGGAGGUGGACAUGGAGAAGAUAUCUGCAGAGGUCGCUGCGGCAGAGGAUGCAUCACGCAGGCGUAUGUCGGAGCGGGAGAAGGAGGCGUCCACGUCCUCUAGCCUGGAGGAGGAGGAGAAACCAGUUGGCCCGUCAAACGGCAGCAAGAGCCAACAGGUGUCUGUCAGUGACAGCAGCAACAAGGAGAGGGAGGAGACGGAACCCAGCCCCAUGGAUACUGGUGAGAAGUCAAAGGCCUCGGAGGAGUCGAUGGCUCGUCCUGCCAGUGAGGUUGAGGAGGGGGCGCCGUCGGAGGACAAGGAGAGUGUUCCGGAAGGGGUGAUGGAGGACGGCACCAGUGACAGUAACACGGGGUCGGAGACCACCUCUGCYGUGACGGAGGACGCCCCGCCCAGCGAGCCAGCAGCCUCAGAGGGGCCRAGCAGGGCACGCCCUACCGCCCACUGAGGAGUCGACCUCUGACCUUAGGGCCGAGAAAUGUCCAUGAUGCAUCAUUCCAUCUCUACAGUCACACUCUGAUGAUAACACAUUGUACAUUAGUAUCUAUGUGAACCCAAGUUGUGUUUAGAUGGGUUUUUAUUUCCGAUGGGAAGUUUGAUGCAAUUGUUUGAAUCUUCAGAGCUCUGUUGGCAGGGUCAAAAUAGACCUGCCGUCAAUUUGCGAAGCGCUUCAAGUCCACAAAGCAAAGCAAUUGUCCCAACUAAAGUGAAUGACAUCUAAAUGGAGUCACAAUUCAUACGGUGAAUUCACCGUAUUUCUAUCACAGACCGCAGUGCCAGUCGAUAGCAACCAGCCAUCACCUGUCAAUAUAUCCAAACAUAUCUCUUGUCUUAUUCUAUGGUACUAUAUCUGGCAGACACUAUGGUACUAUAUCUGGCAGACACUAUGGUACUAUAUCUGGCAGACACUAUGGUACUAUAUCUGGCAGA
Messenger RNA from Salvelinus sp. IW2-2015, 1933 nucleotides. RefSeq names its product SWI/SNF-related matrix-associated actin-dependent regulator of chromatin subfamily E member 1. Gene Ontology annotation, cellular component: SWI/SNF complex. Gene Ontology annotation, molecular function: nucleosomal DNA binding; nuclear receptor binding. NCBI's taxonomy places the organism in Eukaryota, Metazoa, Chordata, Actinopteri, Salmoniformes, Salmonidae. The record is from RefSeq and is a predicted model, not a curated record. Gene Ontology annotation, biological process: negative regulation of DNA-templated transcription.